Messenger RNA from Lates calcarifer (barramundi perch), 477 nucleotides. Its product is annotated as gamma-crystallin M3-like. Gene Ontology annotation, molecular function: structural constituent of eye lens. The annotation marks the transcript as partial. NCBI's taxonomy places the organism in Eukaryota, Metazoa, Chordata, Actinopteri, Centropomidae. The record is from RefSeq and is a predicted model, not a curated record. Gene Ontology annotation, biological process: lens development in camera-type eye; visual perception. The transcript has 2 exons.
UUUUACACCAGAACUCACUGCUCUGAGAUCGCCUCCUACCUGAGCCGGUGCAGCUCCCGCAGGGUGGAGAGCAGGACAUUCAUGGUCUAUGACAAGCCCAACUUCAGGGGGCAGCAGUACCUCCUGACCAGGGGAGAGUAUCCUGAGUAUCAGAACACCAUCGGCUUCAAUGACUGCAUUCAGUCCUGCCGCAUUGUCCCUGUGCACAAGGGACCCUUUAGGAUGAGGAUCUACGAGAGACCAAACUUUGAGGGCCAGAUGCACGAACUGACCAAUGACUGUGACUCCAUCCAGGAUCGUUAUCACACGUCUGACAUGCAGUCCUGCAAUGUGAUGGAGGGCUACUGGUUGAUGUUCGAGUUGCCAAACUACAAGGGCAGGAUGUUUUACCUGAGGCCAGGAGAGUACAGUAACCUCAGAGAGCUGAUCAGUGAUGAUAUGAGGUUCAAUUCAAUCAGACGCAUCACAGAAUCUUAA